UCGGAUGAGGACAAAUUCCAACUAUUGUCGAAUUGUGCUGAAUAUAAGCGGGCUAUGCACUUGCUGGAAUCUGAAGGCAAGCUUCAUGCAAUGACUGAUCAGGAGGCACAAUCCUUUAUGUUAUCUUCGAUCAACGCUGCUUUCGAGUCUUCUGCAUUCUCUGCAUUGUGUAAGAAUGCGGUGCGGUUCCCAAGCGAUGAAAAUGUGUGGUCAUUAGUUGCAUUUGAGGAACAGAUUCGCAACUCGGAUACUGUGAUGCUUCUGGCAACCUCGUCUGCGUGUAUGAAUAGGCUAUGGCAAUUAUUAAUGGGACUGAAGUCUCGUAACUCAUCUGGACGACUAGCAAAUCAUAUAGAUCUGCUUAAAAUGGGUGAGUGUAGUGAAUUAUUUUUCUUAAAUUCUGGCAAAGAUCAGUUCAUGCUUUUUGUUUAG
Messenger RNA from Strongylus vulgaris, 432 nucleotides. The record is from the annotation of a GenBank genome assembly. Lineage: Eukaryota; Metazoa; Nematoda; Chromadorea; Rhabditida; Strongylidae.